CUCUCUCCCUCUCACACACACCUUGAUGAGAACUCCAAUGCCAGAUUGCCAGAUCUCCUCUAGUUUUGGGCCUAGAUGGGAGGACAGAAAAUGUAAUGGGGGGAAGACCUGCUCUCUGCCUCAAAUACACACUGUACUCCAGACUGACACAAAUAGAGAUGGACUCCAAUACUUGUUUUCACAGAUAUUCAGCAGGGAAAAAUGUGAGUCUCUUUGUAGUGUAACAUAUAUAUGAGGCACAGCCCUGUUGAACCUGAGUUGUGCAGGCAAGUCUGGCUGGGUGGCAAUCGAAUCUGCCUCUGUUCCUUUCAGCCAUUCAGGACACAGAGUCUCUCUCAUAUUGGAAAGAUGUACCGCUACAGUAAAGCGAUCCACUCUAAAGCUAUGGGGGGGUGAGAGGAGAGAACCCUAGAGCUCAUUGAUUGUGAACCAUAGAUGUAGUAGAAUUUUGCCUGUCAUUUUCUGUCUGUCUGCAGCAAGAAACAGGCUUCUCUUACCAUUGCAAAACCACGAUACCUGGAAGAGCUGGAAUGCUACCUAAGGAAAGAGCUGCAGUCUCUGGACCUGACUAAAGAGAACGCUCAGGAACUUAAGCUCCAGGUCUGAUGGAAGGGAGACACUGGUGAAUUCAAACAUCAGUGCAGAGUGGGAUGGAUUUUUAUUUUUUUUAAACUGGCCAUUCAUAGGUUCCUUAAAAGAAAAGCAGAUGGAAAGAGAAGACCCUGUGGCCAGUGCUGAAUGAGAACUGGCUUUGCUUGGCACUUGGAAGCAAUGUGCACAAAGCAGUGUAACUGCGCUUUGAUGAUAACACUGAUAACACUUAGCACCUCCUAGAACACUUCAGGUUUUCUUGAGCAGCCACUACCUCAUUUCUCCAUUGGUUUUUGGAAAUGUGAAUGGGCCCCAGAAUGCAACUCGUGGGCCAAAUGCAAUUGCUGAAGUUCCAGACUAUGGCCUUCACGCAUUGCCUUGCACUACUAUGAUACAAAUAAACAGGGCCCACACUUGACCAGGACCCCAUUCUCCCAGGCCAGGGUUCCAAGCAUACAGCUCACGGGCCAGAUCUGACCCCAAGACCCAUUUCUCCAGCCUCAUGCGAGAUUGGGCAUGGGACACUGAGUCCCCCUCCUCCUGCUGAGCCCCUUUGUAGAGCCUUGCUGACAAAUGCGCACAGUGGAGAGACUUCUUCCUUCUCUCUUCCCUGCCCCUGCUUCUCCCUGCCUCCCCUUCUGCAGAUCAGAUCACCCCAGGUUCAGGGAAGCAGCUCUUGCUCUACUCUCCCCACUCACCCAGUUUGGGGGUGUGGAGUCAGAGUCAAAUCCCCAAAGGGGCCAUAAAAGAGGGGAAAGAACCCCAGUGGGGGUGAGGGGAAAGGGUUGGGUGGAGGGGAAUAAAGAGGUAACUGGACAGAGGGAAGGAGGUUUCAUAAAUGAGAAAUUUCUUUAAGUGAACCCCCCAACUGCUUCAGUAAAGGGGUCCACUCUGCAGUCAGUGAGACUGGGAAGCUCUUCCUGGUGACUGGUACUCCAGCCCAGGGACACCGAUUGAAAGAUACUAAUUUCCACUCCCUCCCAAACGAGUUUGACCCUCCUGACCAUAGAGGUAGGGAGAGACAAUCCCUGAUCAGCCUCCCUUAGUAUCUAAAUAGACAACACUGACAAAGGGGCAAAGCAAUGUCUCUUUUCACUUAUCUUUAGUACAGAGGCACACCCCAGGGUGAUUAGAGAGUUCAGCAUGCAGUGGGGAUGUGAGGAACUCUGAGGCACUGCCAGGAAUGCCUUUCUUAGUUAAAAUGAAAUGAAUAGAAGAAAAUAGAAGUGGUUCAUUACAGAUAUGUCUACAGGCAUAUAGUCCCUUUACAGUUACCUGUUACUGCUGUAGGCUGUUCUGCUUGGCAGUAAAUGUCUGUAUUAAACAAGGGAAAAGUUAUAGAAAAGACCAGAUUACUUAGUUUCAUGUCCAGGUCUAGCUCUAUAGUGGCUUGGAAUUUUCGAUGGAAUUUGGUGUCACUAGAUGGCUCCUGUUCCAGGCUUUCAAUGAAUAUCAAGCACUGGCACCAAAUGUAAGGGAUUUUGGAGAUAUUGGCAAUAAACAUCAUGUUAUAAUUAUCUUGAACUCUUAAGGGCAAACCCUGAUCAGUCACAACUGGCUCAUAUCCUGCAAAUAACUUAGCUACCACACAGAACAAAAUUUGCUCACCCCAAAACCUGAGGUCCUAUCAGCUCUGCUCAGACACUAAAGAUCCCAUGGCAUUUUUCAUAUGAUUGGGGAUUUGCCCUAGGAUACUUGGCCAAACUUUCCCAUUGCCCCACUGUCAAUAUUUCCCAUUCCUGUCUGUCAUCCUCCCCCUCAGAAGUCGUUGCAUUUCAAUGGCAAAGCUGGAAGUAUAUUUUUUGUGACUUACUUUGGGAUCCAAUUCUCAAUAUGCAGCUAAUGUAAUAGUGUUUAUUUUAUUAAGACUUUACAGUAUUUUUAAAAGGAUGUUGACAACUGCAUCAUAAUCUGUGCAGUCAUUAAGACAGCAACAGUGAUUGCCUCAACAGCUUGCCCAAAGUUCUGGAUAAGGAAAAUGAACAGAGUCCUUGAUAGUGCUCCCUCUCUCUCUCUCUGUCUUCUGUUAGCCUUAUAGAGAGAUCUUUGAGUUCUUCAUAGAGGACUUCAAAACCUACAAGCCCCUGCUGUCUGCCAUAAAGAAUGAGUAUGAAGUUACAUUGGCUCACCUGAGGGAGAAGAUCCGCUCCCUAGAGCCCUUGAAGGCAAUGCUGGUGUCUGUGUCCGAUGAGUGCACCCGGCAGAUCGUGGCACUCCAGGAGGAGGAGAAAGCUGAAAUAACAAGGCUGAAGAAAGAGAAACUGUAUUUGUUAAAGCUUAUUGACAAGAUGAAGGAGGAGAAGGGCUCCCUGCAGACUCAGGUGAACAAGCUGCGGAAGAAUGUGGCCAAGGAAUACAUGCGCUACAUUAACGAGUUUGACGCACGCAAGCUGCUGCUAGCAGACCUGAAUGAAAUGCGCAACCAGCAGUUGGAAAUGUCGCUUCGCCAAGUCCAAGAGGUCAAGGGUGAAGACUUGGUCAAGGUAACGCUGGCAUUGAAGAUAGCUCGGCAGGACCUCACAAAAGCCCAGGUGGAGCUGAACACGAUGAAAGCAGAUUACGGCGACGUCGUACCCAGGAGAGACUUCGAAUCGCAGGAGAAAAAAUAUUCUGAUCUGUUUGAGAAGAUGCAAGUUCUGCAGAAGGAUUUUGAUGACCUUCAAAAGGAGUACGACACUCUGCUGGAAAUCCACCAAGAGACCGUGGAAGAGCGAGACCGGUUCUACCACGAACUCCAGCAAGUUCAGCGCAGCUCCACCCCCCGGCCUGACUGGGCAAAAUGUGCAGAGGUGAUUUCUGGUGGGCCUGAGCGGUGGAGCUAUCUGGAAGAGGGGAAGACCAGUGACCAGCUGGUGGAUGUCCUUCUGGAGGAAAUAGGAACAGGAGUGCUGAAGGAGAAGGACUCCUUCCCCGGGCUGGGCAAAGGGGACAAGGUCCCUGUGUACCUGAGGUACGAAGGCCAGGUGAAGAACAAGAAGCUGAACAAAAAGGAUGUGGUGAACAUCCUGAAGGAGAUCUGGAAAGAGAAAGUUUCAGCAGAUCUGCAGAAAGGGAAGCAAUCCAGCCUUCCAGAGUUCUUCCUUAGCUACCUCCAGAAGAGGUAUGGAGACUCCUCUGCCUUCGAAUGGGCGUACACCAUCUAUGAAAACAUCAAGCUCUACCGAUCAAACGAAGCCAUGAGCUUGUUCUAUGACAUACUGAGUGGGAAGGUGGAUGAAGGACUAUACCAUGGCCAGAACCAGCUCAUCGCCAACCUGCUGAAGGAGCUGAUGGCCAGCGACAGCUCAAACAGCGGAACGCUCACGACGGAACAGUUCAACCUGGCACUGAGGGCAGCUUUUCCCUUGAAAAGUAGUGAUCAGAUCCAAGAACUAAUCGAUGCGAGCAGGUACAAGGCAGAAAGCACAGAGGACCUCAUUGACUACAGAUCCUUAUUCAUGGAGGACGAGGAGGGCAACGCUGAGCCCUUCAUUGCGAAGAUCAGGAGCCAAUAUGCUAGCGAGAAGCAGGAGUAUCUGAGAGAACUGAGGAACGAGCUAGGCCACGCGCCGGAGGUGAAAGUGGAUGAUCUGAAGACAGCCUUCUGUGCCAUUGAUCCUGCUAUUGAUGACCUCACGCUGGACGCCUACGUUUGCCUGGCAUUCCAGGCCUCAAAAGAACAGUGGGAUCAGACUGGCUCUCUGCCUGUGGACACAGUGGUUGAGAGGCUGCUGGCUGGAGACACAAAACGAAUAGGCGCCCUUCCUGAAGAGAUCUACACAAGCCGCUCCCUCUCAGAACGGGGAGAGGCAGGGGCCUACGCUUAGUUAAAUGGCUCCUCUCACCCCUCAUGUAGUCAGCAAAAUACUUGUAUCUAGCUUUACAAAAGGCUACUCAUAAGGGGACUGCACUGAGUUUUUUACAGGCUGACUGAUCCUUAACACCAGAGAGGUUAGUUGGUUUGUAUCAGCAGCAAUGCAGCCAGUUCAAGCAGAUAAGAGUUCCUGCAGCUCAGUGCCCCAUGUAAAGCGUUUAAUUUCAGCGCUCUCCGGGAGCAGGGGACACAGUCCCAGCAGAGGCAGCUCAUCCCUCCAAAGCAAGCUGGAGGCCGGGGACUGCUGGGCUCUAGGGAUGUCAAUGUCAGUUUUCACAAACACGCCACUACUCGCUUCGGCACAGCUGCUGAGACCUGCAAGCCCUCCUUAAAGGCCAUGGUGGGGUGCAGGUACUCAACUGGCUGGAAAACUAAAGAGCAAGAUUGCUAAAGAAGGGCUUGGCUACAUGGGGAGGUGAUGCUGCUAUAAGGGAGGGUGUGAAUUUAAAUGCUCCAGUAAUACUGCUGUAACUCGGUAGGGACACUUAUUCCAGUGGGAGAGUGCCUUUUUCAAUUAGGUUCUGGCAAUUUGGAAGUGGUUUAAGCUAAACCCAAAAAAGUCCCUCUCAUCCCAAAUUAAGUGUCCCCCGGGGACUUACACCAGUCUAACUCUCACUGGAGAAGUGGCCCUGUGGACAAGCCCAAAGACUCCUGUCCCAGGGGAAAGGGCCACGGUGGUAUUGGUAACUUUGCACAGCCAUUCACUUAUCCUUACCAGUGUUUGCCCACUCAGGGCUGUUCCUCUCAGAAUUCCCUUAGCCUUCUGCUGCGAUAGGCCCAGUGUCAGGGAUGAGGGUCAGGAAGCAGCUCUAAGUUGCUAGGUGAUGGCUGCCUAAACAAGCUCAGAGUCCCCCUGCCAGAAUGUAAACAUCUGGCCUGCUCCCUUCCCCAGAUUGGAUGGGAGGGAUGGGGAAAGCUGAAAGGGCAGGAGAGCUCUAGCUGAGGUAACAAACACCACUUGGGUGCAAGCAUGAAGCAGAAUGUCAGCAAGAACAGCCCCAAAACAUCUGGGGGGCAGAGGCCCCAUAGCCCAGCUGGACUAGGGUAGUGGGUCAGCUGUAUGCGUCUGCCAAGCUCUUACACCUGGAAUACUGCAUUGUGUCUGUGCACCUCCACACCAGGAAAAGUCUACACCGAGCAGGGAAAGCAACAAGACAGCAUAGUGUAGCUC
Molecule: messenger RNA, 5615 nt
Organism: Trachemys scripta elegans
Lineage: Eukaryota; Metazoa; Chordata; Testudines; Emydidae
Gene: TSNAXIP1
Product: translin associated factor X interacting protein 1
Exons: 12
Coding region: 2760-4397 (545 amino acids)
Cellular component (GO): cytoplasm
Source: RefSeq, a predicted model, not a curated record